Molecule: messenger RNA, 2079 nt
Organism: Spinacia oleracea (spinach)
Lineage: Eukaryota; Viridiplantae; Streptophyta; Magnoliopsida; Caryophyllales; Amaranthaceae
Product: inactive beta-amylase 4, chloroplastic
Exons: 10
Coding region: 149-1723 (524 amino acids)
Biological process (GO): polysaccharide catabolic process
Molecular function (GO): beta-amylase activity
Source: RefSeq, a predicted model, not a curated record
CAUGUAAUCUUGGAAACCAAACCUUCCUUCCCCACACUCUUCCUUCUUUCUCCUCUUUCUCUCUCUAAAAUUUCCCGAAUUUCUCUCUCCUCAAUCGACCCCCAAAACCAAAACCCCUUCUGAUAAUGGCGACUUUCUCUUUCUGUAAAUGCAGCGCCAGACGAAACGGCUACGCCUUCAACGAAUUGCUCUUUGGGAUUCGAAAGGGUCGAAAUGGAUUUCGAAAUCUCCGAAACGUUUCGGCGUUUAUUCUUCCUCCUCUUUACAAGAAGAAGUUUUACAAAUGGAGAUCUCUCAUGGGAAAAAACUGUCGCGUUUUCAGUGCUAUGCCUGUUACAGUAUGGAUGCUCGAGAGAGGUCAAGAUCCUUGAUUUUAAAGUCAUCAAAACAGAAGAGAGUGCCCGUCUUUGUGAUGAUGCCCAUUGAUUCCUUUGGCAUUGAUAUUCUUGGGACCCCAAAGAUAAAAAGAAUCAAGGCCUUAUCUGUUUCCCUAAAAGCACUCAAGCUGGCAGGUGUCCAUGGAAUUGCAAUUGAGGUUUGGUGGGGAAUUGUGGAACACACUUCUCCUCACGCUUAUGACUGGUCUCUUUACGAAGAGCUUUUUAAACUGGUAUCCGAAGCAGGUCUGAAGAUGCACAUUGCUAUGUGUUUCCAUUCAAAUGUUCACUUAUCAUCUCAACAAAAAGGCUGUGUGAACCUCCCACUGUGGAUUCAAAAGAUUGGAGCUGUUGACAGGGACAUAUUUUAUCGAGAUCGGAAUGGGAAUUUCUGUGACGAUUAUCUUACUCUUGGAGUGGAUGAUCUUCCUUUAUUUUGUGGCCGUACUGCGCUCCAAUGCUAUGAAGACUUCAUCUUUAGUUUCCUUGAAAAGUUUGACCUGUUAAUUGGUCACGUAAUUGAAGAAAUAAGUGUUGGCCUUGGUCCUGCUGGCGAACUUAGGUAUCCUGCUCAUUCUUGUGCUGAUAGUCGGUGGAGAUUUCCUGGAAUUGGUGAAUUCCAAUGCUAUGAUAAGUACAUGAUGGAGGAUCUAAAGAUAGCUGCUUGCCAAGAAGGAAAACCUCAGUGGGGUGGGAAUGGCCCGCAAGAUGCUGGUUGUUACAAUAGUUCACCAUUGGGAGUUCCUUUCUUUGAAGGUGGUCAAAAAAGUUUCCUUUCUGACUACGGGCAUUUCUUCCUUGAAUGGUACAGUGGUAAGCUGAUUCAUCACGCAGAUGCUAUUCUUGGGAAAGCAGCAGACAUGUUGAAGAAAUAUCAAAAAGAUGAUGCUACAUCUGUGCUACUAGUAGCAAAGAUUGGUGCAAUAUAUUGGUGGUACCAGACACUGUCACAUGCCGCUGAACUUACAGCUGGCUAUUACAACACCGCUCAGAGAGAUGGCUAUGAUCCCUUAGCUUUAGUGCUGUUUCGUCAUGGUGCAGCUCUACACUUAUCGUGCCUUGAAAUGAUGGACACUGAGACAUCGCCAGGUUAUUUUUGCAGUCCAGAAGGAUUACUACAACAGCUUCAAGCUGUCUCGAAGAGGAGGACAAUAAGUUUGACAGGAAGGAACUGUAGUGAACGUUUUGACAAGGCUGGUCUACAGAGAAUACAAGCCAAUUGUUAUAAUUCAGAGGCAGAAACUGUAAGAUCAUUCACUUAUUUCAGAUUGAGUGGCAGCAUUUUUAAGGCCGAAAAUUGGUGCAACUUUGUUCCCUUUGUGAGAAACAUGAAUGCUGAACAGUGACACACCAUUCAACCAUUCUAUGUUUUGUUAAAAUAAUCAAAUAGAUGAUAGAAUAGCCUUUGCCCUGGAGUUUUUGUCAGGCAGGGUAAUUUGUUCGACAUACCGAUUUCAUCAACUUCUGUAUUCUUCAUUCUUUACAGAUGUAAAUAGCCCUCCAUUGUCAGAGUAGUUACAGUUCUAAUUGUUCUACACGAAACUUAGUUGUUUUAGGGUAAAUUAUUAAUAUAUUUGGUCUCUUAGAAAGUAUACCAUCUAUGUAAUGAAGCUGAUUGUGUGCUGGUUGGCAUUUGAUCUUCCAUUAGUUUUCUUUAUUUAUAGACAUGAAAUCAGCUGGUGCAAUGAUGUUUACGCCUGUA